UGCAGCAAAUCACCACAUAUUGCUGUUGGUUAGGUUUUUGAAUCUACCAUAACGUUAUCGUUAGCUGGGUGGCUAGGUGUUAGCUAACGACAAGAAGGUGACAUCACAGACCGCGGCCUGGUUCCGCUGCUAGCCCCAGUGAUUGACAGCCUGUCAACUAGCAAAGGUGAGCGGCCAGUCAGCCAGCCCCGUGCAGCUCUCUGUUGCUAUGGAUGCCUGUGCACGUAUUAGAGGAGUCCCCCUAAGGUCCAGGGCCUCAGUUCGGAAAGAGACUGUGCGUGACAGUGGGCCGCAGUGUGUGAAGAACCUCUUUAGGAAUAAAAAGGAGCUAUGCAGCGUUGGCCUGGAGCUGCCACCCAGAGACACCACAAGACUGACGGAGAUUCAUUUUGUGUGUCUGCCUGGUCAGUGUGAAGGGGAAGAUGUCACCCAACAGGCUCUGUCGUCUAUGCCGGGGGGGCUGUGUGAGCUUCUGAGGUCCCUCCACGUCCACAGCCUCAAGAAUGACGAGGUCCUGCUGCUCAAAGACUCCCGCAGGCUUGCAGAGCACAAGGACGCUGGGCCUCAGUGCUGGUUAAAGGCUGUGUGUGUGCUAAGGCAUAAUCCCAGCAAUAGUGCCUACCCUCAGGCCAGUGUUGCAUCUUUGGUGGGCUUGCUGGGGUGCUACAUGGCAGGUGUACGCUAUGCUUUGGAGCUCCAGGCUCAUCAGAGGGGCACAGCUGAGCCCAGCCAGCCAGAGGAAGAUGACACCAACCAGUCAGUCUCCUCAAUCGAGGAUGACUUUGUCACAGCCCUUGAGCAUCUGGAGGAGGAUGACUCCGGAGACAAUCCCUCUUCCUAUCGCCAUUUUAAAAAGCGUGAUGUGGCCUCCCAGACAGUCCCAGCACACAAGAGAAAAAAGGAAUUAUCAGGCUCCCGCAUUAUCAUUAGCUCAUCUUCAAAAAAGAAUUCCGCCAAACAUAGGCCUGGUCCAGAUGCAUCUGUCACAGUGCAGAGGUCAUCGGGCGUGGAAUCCCAGUGGACAUACUGCAGUCCCGGAGCUCGUCUCCCCUCACCUUUGAUUCAUGUCAGUGAAUCGGAAGAGUCAGACUGCUCCAGCCCCAGCCCAAUCAUUUUUCUGGAUGAGGUGGGCUACCAGAAGAGCCUGCUGGCCAAGCUAGACAUCCCCCAGGUGCCAGGGGGGCCCAGAGAGCGAGUUGAAGACUCAGACUCUGAAGUCAGUGAAUUCUUUGACAGCUUUGACCAGUUUGAUGACCUGGAGGAGCUGAGCUCAGAGAACUGCGCUCUCUCACUGCCUCUGGACGCCAUCAGUGCCCCAACCACACAGAACCAGACCAGUGGGUCAGCAUCCAAAUAUGUUUCUAGGGGCUGCUCAACCAAGGGUAUGAAUCCUCACCGCUUUGACCAGCGCACUCUCCCAGCCAAUGUGAAAAAACCCACUCCUCUGAAACCAGGCUCUCCCUACUCACUUCACUCUGAGGUGCCUGACUCCCCUCGCCCAGUGCAGACCCCCUCUGAGGAGAAUGGUGGCCCACUCUUCAGUCCUGUCAGCUCCUCGGCGUUCAGCCCCCUGGUGGACUCUAGUGGACCAAUGGAGUACUUCUGGAAGGCAGAUGAGGAUGGGCAGGACAGCUCAGAGCUACGUAAACCCCAGGAUCUCUGCUCUCUGUAUAAAACCUACUCAGACUUUGCCAGCAGUCUGUCCAAAGAAAUUCUGGGAUCUGUGUGUGGCUACCAGUCUGCCGUUGACAUCAGUGACAACAAGAAUCUCAGCUGCGUCUGCCACAAGGAAUUCAAGAACCCUUCGGGCUACCUGAUGAAGCUCUCAGAAAUCCAAGAGACUGUAACAGUGGCCACGCUGCAGAAGAAGUCCCAGUCUCUUAAGGAUGGCAUUCAGAGGUUUGCCACUGACCUUGUGGAAAUGAGCUUGGGCAGCGCCUUGCGAGACCUCCAAAAAGGUGUAACCUCCUGUACCACCACCUUGUGUCACCUGGCUGCCAGGCUCACCUCUUCAGUGUUUCAGAUGGCCUUCCAUGAGAUUGGCAUGCGCCACGCCUAUGUGUUGAAAGAACGAGCAAUCAAUGGAUUAGCUGGCUUCCUGGUCGGAGAGGCUGUGUCUGGUGCGCUGAAAGAUUUUCUGACCGUGAAAAAGCAGAUUUUCCACAGCACAGUGACACGUUUCGCUGCUGAUCUGGCUGAAGAGCUUGUGUUUGAAGGCAUUAUGGAAGUGUGUCAGUUCUCCCACCCCUCAACUCCUCUCACCCCUAGUGAUUGGUCCUUUGGCCAUGGGCAAGAGGGGGAGGAGGAAGAGGAGGAGGUAGUUUCCUCCUAUGCUUCAGACUUGUCUGAGUCUGUCAUCCAAGAGGCCUUCAUAGAGCUCUCUCAGGCUGAUGUUGCCUUCACUAGCCAAGCGGCUAUUAGUGUGUCUCUGGACAACAUCUGUUAUGUCAGUGCAGAGAACACUAGCGCUCAAACCUGCAGUACCUUUGCCAACCAGCAGGUUUUAAGUGCCAGCUUAGCUGCCGCGGCCCCAGGGCCAUCAGGAGAGGAUGCUACCUGCACGGUGAAGAAAGCCCUGUUCACUGUUUCAGGCAUGGCCAGCUGUAUUCCUGUGCCCCAAGCAGGCCAAGCCCUCUCCCACCUCCAGGAUUCUGAGGAGACCUGUCAGUGUAAGUCUAGCUUGUCAGAUACCCCACAGGCCAGCCCCAAAAGAGUAGCUUCAUCUUCUUCUGACACUGCCACAUCUACACAAACCCACCUGUACAGUCAUGAAACUCAGACCCCCAUACCCGGAGAAGACCCCUCCCAAGGAAAGUCCCCAUUCCAAAACUUCUCGGGCAACAUGAUGGAUAUGAUAGUAACUGAGGCUUGUGAGCUCAUAACUGCUUCUAAGAUGAAAAAGAGUUUCGGUGACUGUGCUGAUUUCUUUACAAAGACAAUUGGAAGCAGAAGGGACUCUUCUUCUAAGCAGGAGGCGGUUAAUUAUGACGCUCCAGACGCUCCAGAUUCCCCUUCAAAGCAGGGAGCUUGCUUCAGAUAUGACUGCAGAGAUUCUGGGUAUGCAAGGAAGGGUGUCCCUGUUGAGCAAGCAACAGACCACGGCAUUCCUCACAUUUCCUUUCAGAUAGGCUCUCAAAGCAAGGGGAGAGCCAGCUGUGAGUUAGACCCCAGGACCAGAGGUGUGGCUGAAACGCACCCUGUGAUGAUGGAUACUCUUGAUGUGCCUGGGAACGAGAUGGGUGGACACAGGAGGAUAUCUGUUCCUGGGGAUGACUCCGCUCCAAGCUCUGGCCAAAAAUCUGGCGGGACUCCUGGCACUCCUCCUUCUACCCCUCAGCAGCCCACUGAGGUGUCCAAGGAGAAACAGAUAAAACAGUUCUCCAAGAAGCUGAAAAGCAAGCUGGCCAAGGAAUUUUCCCCUGCUACCCCCCCACCCACUCCUCACUAUCAGCCUGAGCCUGGCCCGGGACCAAAAGACAUCACCCCUGAGGCAGACAAGGCUGAGUUUAUGCUUAGACUGAUGAGGUCUCUCUCUGAGGAGGCAGAUGGCAAUGAGGAUGAAGAGGAGGAAGAAUUGGCAGAAGAUGUUGGUGUUGGUGGCACUGACAGAUGUUUAGAGAUGGGGGGUGGCCGGCAUGUGCUGAACCAGAUGUCCGCUCGCAGAAUGUCCAACAAGGAAGCCCUCCACUAUGCUGAGCGGUUGGCUUGCCACAUUGUCUCCAUGGCAACUGAGAUGGACACCCUGGGAGUUGCAGAGGAGGAGGAAGCAGUGAGCAAUGGCAGCGAGAAAAGGAGAGACAGUGUGGCUCAGUUCUCAGAGCAGACCCUAAACACCUUGUGGGUCUAUGCUGGGGAGGUAGCAGGAGAGGUCAUCAAUGAUGUGAAGAGGAUGGUGAACGCUGCACAGCAGUGUCCCUAUCACAGAGCUCCCGGAAGAAGAAGCUUUGACAGAUCUAGCUCUGAUAAUUUGUCUCACCACCACCCACACCAGUCGCAACCCAGUACAGACCUGAACAGAGACUGGAGGGUAGGGAGGCUGGCUGAACAAUGGUCUAAUGACCUGAUAGCCUCGGUAUUUCGGUCUUCCACCUCCACUUCAAGCACCAUCUCCAGCUCCAGCUCUGGCCUGUCCUCGGAGUAUCCUAGCUGCGAGAGUGUGACAGAUGAAUAUGCUGGCUACCUUAUCAGGGUGCUGAAAAAGGAAGGAGGCAGUAGGGAGUUGGUCCUGGACCAGUUUGCGAGCCGUUUGGCUUACCGCUCCAUAAAACAGGGCUUGGCUCAUGCCAGUCGCAAGAUCAAGCAGAGAUCCUCUAGCACCCGCCUCCACUCAUCCAAGUCGUUGCCAGAUGAAUGGAGAGCUUCUGGUAGUGAAGCCUCGUCGCCCAAGGACAGAGUAGAGUCAGUAGUUUGUCCCUCAGGCGAGGAUGCUCAGUGUUGUUGCAGGGACUCUGAAGAGCAGAGUCAGAGGGAUCUGGUCAACUUUGCAGAGUCUUUAGCUUACAACAUCACCUGUGAUGUCACACGCAAGCUGCAUCUUUCCUCUGCACGACUGCCCAAGUCUCUCACCGACUCCUGUCUUUAUAAGAAAUCCAAACUUGAAGACAUGGCAGAGAAUCUCAUCAGGAACUCCUUCUCCUGCCCCGUGUUGUCCAAGGAGGGUAAGAGCAGGCAUUACCACAGUACAGGAAGCCUGUAUGAUGGAGGCUACAGGACUAGGGUGAUGCAGGUCGUAGAGCAUUAUGCCAGGAAAAUCGUUGAUGACACUCUAAAGAUGAGCCUGGCUUCAGUUGGACAUUCAUCCCGAGAGCACCAGAAGACCCAAGGCUACAACAGACACUCUCACACCCAGCGGUUGUCUGAGGGGCCAUCACUGGGCCUAGCCCUGGGGGAGAGGGCGUGCCGUUAUUGUCAGGUCCAGGAGUGCCUGUACUGCACAAAACCUAGCAGGCACCACCACCAGCCUGUACUACAGAGGAGGAAAAGGGUGUCAGAAUGUCAAACAAGGGCUGAGCGGCUCUCUAGCCUGGAGAUUCCCAAGAUCCACAUUGACCUGGACCAAAGGGCAGUGUUUGCAGGGGAGAUGGUGUCCAUGGCAAUGGAGACAGCUAAACGGGAGAUGAGCAACACUAGCCUUAAUGCAGACAGUGGCAUCGGCCAUGAUGGAACCAGCUAUGCUGAGAGCCUGACUGCUGAGAUCAUGACGUCAGCCCUGUCCAACAUCUGCCAGACCGGUAACAUCAGUGCAUUUAGCUUCCCAGGCAGGGAAGCCACCGAGUCCUCUGUGUCCCAGCAGCUGAGUGUAGGAGAUGACAGUCUGGGCAGCUGGUCUAACCUGAGCUUUGAGGAUGAGCACCCAGACGACAACAGCAGCUUCCUCCACCUCAGUGACAGCAGCAAUGGGAACAGCAGUAGCUGGAGCAGUCUGGGCCUGGAGGGGGAGGCGUGUGAGGAGCGCAUGUCAUUCUCUCCCUCGGACAGUGACAACACAGAGGACAAGGAGACUGAGGUGAAAGAGGAAUCCAGCGGGACUCUGUGCGUGGACAGGACUCAGGUGCUGGCUCCCAGGUCUGCACUGGUCGUAGUGAACUCGGAUGUGAGGGAGCUGGGGCGUGGCCCUCAACACGUGACCCUGGACCCUCAGCUCAGGAGCAUGCUGCAGUGGGUGGCAGCCUCCAUGACCGACAUCCCCCACAUCCAGCUGAGUCCUGACAGAGAGCUCCAGCAGCUCCCAGCGGUGGUCCAAAGGCUUCGGGAGAGGAAGUGGAGGGUGGGAGAGCUGCUGCACACACUGCUGCGCUACUGCGAAGAGGGUCAGACACACAGUCCAUCCCAGGCCAGAGAGGAGCCACUGCAGGCGGGCAGAGAACCUCACCGCAUCCCCCUCUUCCAGUGGCUCCUGGAGCACGCCUAGGGCCUCUCCUCUCCUCUACUUUCCUCCUUCCUCUCCUCUCCUCUCCUCUCCUCUCCUCUCCUUCUUCCUCUCCUC
Messenger RNA from Sander lucioperca (pikeperch), 5986 nucleotides. RefSeq names its product A kinase (PRKA) anchor protein 11 (gene akap11). Gene Ontology annotation, biological process: intracellular protein localization. Gene Ontology annotation, cellular component: cytoplasm. The record is from RefSeq and is a predicted model, not a curated record. Gene Ontology annotation, molecular function: protein kinase A binding. Bases 209 to 5911 code for a protein of 1900 amino acids. The transcript has 12 exons. NCBI's taxonomy places the organism in Eukaryota, Metazoa, Chordata, Actinopteri, Perciformes, Percidae.